AUGAAAUAUUUAUUAAUUUUAUCAACUUUAAUAGUAUUAGGGUCGUCUUUGUCAACAUAGCUAUCAUAAAAGCCAACUUGCUUUUUAGUUAAUUCACCUGAAGAAAAUUCACAUUUAACAGUUAAUUAUAUUGUAUCAGGGUUAGAUGAAAAUUAGACAGAUGUCUUUAUUAAAAAAAAAGAUGGAGAAAUACUAAUAAAAGUUUAAAAUACAAAGGAUGGAAGGAUUAGAGAAUUAUUAAAAGAUAAAGAUAAUUAUUAUGUUUGCUUUUAAAGUAGAGAUUAGAGUUAUAAAAUGGUGAGUUUUGACUUUGAUAUUGAAGGAGUUGAUAAAGAAUAUGCAUAAUCUGAAUAAUUUGAAUUAAUGUCAAAAGAGUUAUAGAAAACAUAGAAGAAUUUCUAAAAUAUUUAUAGAAAUUAACAUUGGAUAUCUGAUAGAGAGAAUGCACAUGCAAUAAUAUUGGAUUAGACAGAGAAAUCAGUUUAAUGGUGUGCAGUUAUUAAAGUUGGAGUACUUAUUGUAAUCAGUUUAUCAUAAAUAUAUAUUGUUUAUAAUUAUUUUAAAGAUAAGGAUUUAAGUGGAUAAGUAUGA
Molecule: messenger RNA, 591 nt
Organism: Paramecium primaurelia
Lineage: Eukaryota; Ciliophora; Oligohymenophorea; Peniculida; Parameciidae
Source: the annotation of a GenBank genome assembly